AUGGCUGCACACACCAGAGCGAGCCCUCUUAAGCCCGCCUGCGCUCGCUCUCGCUUCUCUUCCUCCUUCUCCUCACUCUCGCUCACUUCCCUCCCUCUUGCUCUCGACCGAGACUCGACUUGCUGCUGCUCGACUAGCUUGCUACCACACACACACCAGCUACACCCAGCAACCAUGCAGCUCCCCUCCGCACUCGUCGUCCUCCUCUCCCUCGCCUCCCUCUCCCACGCCCUCCCCUUGGCACGGCAACGGCCCUCCCCGCGCGACAUCAACAUCUCGCACACCUCGCUCGCCAACGGAUCUACCUCGACGCACUCGAUCCCCAACUCGGUCCUCCCUGCUGAGCUGCAGAAGGCGAUCGAGGGCAGCGACAUCAACAUCAACCUCACCACCGACCGCGUCAAGCGCGCAGCGGGCGUCAACAACUCAACCAUCAACCUGACCGUCAUCAGCAGCCGCGCCCUGCUCGACCGCAAGGCUCAAGGUGACGCCCUCCGCCGCGACCGAACAACCAAGCGUUUCGCCCCGACCUCCUCAACCUCCUCGUCGUCCGCUCCUCAGCACCACAACAUCCACAUCGACGCCUCCUCGAACGGUGCAGGCGGAGUCGGAGGGAUCCACAACUCGACGGUCAACAUCAACCUUCACUCGAGCACCACCUCGCGCAAGACCCGCCGCAAAGUCGCGCUGGGAGACCACUCCGUCCUCGUCGACGUCUCCUCCUCUUCCGCUCAGGACGGAGCUGAGGACGGAGGCAUCGAAGACUCGACCGUGCACGUCAACAUCCUCCCCCCUCGCGCCUUGACCAAGUCGACCGGCCACCACUCGAUCGUCGUCGACUCUUCUUCGCUCAGUUCGGAAGACGCGGCGCAGUCUUCGACGACGACGGGAUCGCACUCGGCUGUCGUCGACACUUCUGCCGGUCCUUCCUCGUCGGCGAGCGGCGUCAAGAACUCGACGAUCAACUUGACCGUCAUCGCGCCCAAGGACUCUUCCUCCUCGCCCGCCGACGCUGAGGUCCCCUCCCUCGCACGCCUCUCGAAGCGCGCACUUCCCGCAUUCGAAGCCUGGUCUUCCUCGAUCCAGCAACGCGACGUCGCCUCUCCCUCGGAGGACGUUCCUGCGCUGGUCGGACGGGACCACUCCAGUCGCGCAUCGAUGAAGCGGAUCGUCAAGCGCGCUUAA
Messenger RNA from Rhodotorula toruloides NP11, 1185 nucleotides. RefSeq lists its product as uncharacterized. The coding region runs from base 1 to 1185 and encodes 394 amino acids. The transcript is spliced from 3 exons. The record is from RefSeq and is a predicted model, not a curated record. Lineage: Eukaryota; Fungi; Basidiomycota; Microbotryomycetes; Sporidiobolales; Sporidiobolaceae.